Messenger RNA from Balaenoptera ricei (Rice's whale), 726 nucleotides. It is a transcript of the gene PRSS58, whose product is annotated as serine protease 58. The record is from RefSeq and is a predicted model, not a curated record. Gene Ontology annotation, molecular function: serine-type endopeptidase activity. Gene Ontology annotation, biological process: proteolysis. NCBI's taxonomy places the organism in Eukaryota, Metazoa, Chordata, Mammalia, Artiodactyla, Balaenopteridae.
AUGAAGUGGUAUCUCAUCUUUGCACUCAUGAGUGCAGCUGUUGUUUUGACCUUUGACCCAGAUUACAAGACGUCAUCACUCCCCCCCUACAUGAUCUACUUGAAAUCUGAUUACUUGCCUUGUGUUGGAGGCCUGAUCCACCCCCUUUGGGUGAUCACAGCUGCACACUGUAACUUACUGAAGCUUCAGUUAAUACUGGGGGUUACAAAACCAUCAAAUCUAAAAGAAGAAAAGCAUAUACAAGUGGUUGGUUUUGAGAAGAUGAUUCAUCAUCCACAAUUCUCCAUCACUUCUAUUGAGCAUAACUUCAUGUUAAUCAAGCUGCAAACCCAUAUUGAACUCAAUGACUAUGUGAAACUGGCCAGCCUGGCCAAAGAACCUGCCACUGAAGACACCAUGUGCACUGUCUCCACCUGGACCUACAAUGUGUGUGAUCUCUACAAGGACCCCGACUCACUGCAGAAUGUCAAUAUCUCUGUAAUAUCCGAGACUGAGUGGCGCGAAGCCUAUAAAACCUACAUCAGAGAUAGUAUGAUGUGCGUGGGCAUCGUGCCAGGAAGGAGGCUGCCCUGCAAGGAAGUCACAGCUGCCCCUGCCAUGUGCGAUGGGGUACUUCAAGGAAUCCUGACUUUUGCAGAUGGAUGUGUUUUGAGAGCCGAUGUUGGCAUCUAUACCAGAAUCAUUAACUACAUACCCUGGAUUGAAAAUACCAUCCAGAACAACUGA